Messenger RNA from Penaeus chinensis, 1641 nucleotides. RefSeq lists its product as uncharacterized. The transcript has 12 exons. The record is from RefSeq and is a predicted model, not a curated record. Lineage: Eukaryota; Metazoa; Arthropoda; Malacostraca; Decapoda; Penaeidae. The coding region runs from base 370 to 1641 and encodes 423 amino acids.
CCCUUGCUCGGGAACGCUUGUAAAGACGCAGGAGAAAUAGUCGCUAAAAUAGGGUAAUUUGGCUGAUUUGAUCUAAUCAUGAUGGUGAAUUAUAUCGUAUCUGAUGACGAAUGGGUGAAUUAUAAUCUAAUAGUGAACAAUUUGAAUAACAUAAAAUAAAACAACAUAAUUCGCGACUCUAGAAGGUCGUUGUAGUGUGACAAUGUCUUAUCCUGAAGCGAAUGUCACUGCGAUGAUUUUUAAACCUCGCAAAGUAUUUGAAUGAAAUAAUAUAGAUUAAAAGUGGAGUUGACAAUUAUCAAGAGCGACUUGCAGGGAUAAACUAACGGAAUUCAUUGUACACCGCGGGUGUCAGAAAUCCGAGACAUAAUGGAAGCACCGGCGUGUUUACUGCUAACAAUACUUCCAGUGUGCUGGGCGGGCACCGAUUACCAGGAGGCCAACUAUGCCACCUGGAUACAGGUGCGCAAGUUCGUCGUUCCCCAGUACGUUGCCCUUGGGGAGAACGUGAGUCUCCAGUGCGACUACGAGGUGCAGGACCACGCCACGCUCUACUCACUCAAGUGGUACAAGGGCAACUCGCAGUUCUACCAGUACAUACCGUCCAAAAAGACACCGCACGCGGCUUUCUCUGUACAGGGGAUCAAUAUGGAACAGGUGGUGCACAAGCGUGAAGGGCGGCUGGUGAUCCUGAAGGGGGUCGAGGUCGGUGCCACAGAUGUGUAUCGUUGCGAGAUGGUGGCAGAGGGACCCCCGUUCCACACACUGCAACGAUCUGCUAACAUGACUGUCGUGGUGGUGCCCGACGGCCCCCCUGUCAUCACCGGCAGCCAAGAGUACUACCACCUGCACGACCAAGUCACCCUCAACUGCACGGCGCCCCUCGCGCAGCCCGGAGUCACGCUCAAGUGGUACCUCAACGACAGGGAGGCGCUACUGGAGAGCGUGCGGAUAGUGGACCGCGAGACGAACCCGGCAGGGCUCGAGCGCAUUACGACGCGCCUCAGCCUGUACGUGACCCAGGACCACUUCCAGAACGCCGCCAUGACCAUCAGGUGUGUGGCAAGCCUGGCCAACCUGUACCUGCAGUCGGCGCAAGUCAUCAUCAGGGAGCCCUCCAAUACGUGGCUUGCCAGGAGCAAUUUGUACCACACUUCAGGUGCAGAGAUGCAAAGGUCGAACCACCUGCUAGCGUUCUUUUAUAGCGUCGUUUUGCUGAUCGUGCUUUUCCUUCGCAUGCACGGCAGCACAAGCUACUACCGUCAACCUUUUGGAAGGCCCCAGCUAGGGCACAGAGGAGAGGCAGUGGCAUAUCAUCUGCUGUCAGCAGGUACGUGUAAAUAUAACAAGAUUCUCAUGUCAUCAGGCUCUCACCUUAAACCCCAGAGGAAUAUUGUACUGCGCUUUGGCCAAGGACUUUAUAUCGACUUCAGAAACUUCUACAUUCAUUACAGCUCAGUACGCAGUGUGGAGUACUUUUGUGUUGAUUCACAUAUAUUUGUUUUAUUCGGCGAAACUAAAUCAGUGUUCAGAAUCAUUAUGAUAGCCUAUACUCUAAUAACGGAACCAUGUGUUCUUUUCUCACGCAGCGAAGGUUGUCUUCUGAUGUCAUCGUAUGCAAUGGAAAUCAAGACAUAUUGA